ACCGAGUCCAGUUCUGAAAAUGUCUGCCAAGCUAUUCGUUGUGCUGGUUUCGAUGGCCGUUUGGAACAACGCUCUGGUGAACAGCCAGGAGACCGGGCUGCCGCCGGCGGAGGACCUGUCGGCAGCAGAUGUGGCGGCGCAACACACGGCCGUGGUGGUGCGCGUACUGCAGCAGCGUGCGGCCAGCGUGCCGGCCGAGAACGGUGCCGCCGUCGCAGCCGUUCUCGCGGAAGCGGAACAGCAGCUGGAAGCGUGCGCCGCAGCCUUGGAACUCCACCAGCAGGUCUGGCAGUACAAGGUGUGUGCGUCGGUCGUACAGCGCCAGGGUUUGGCCAGUCUGCAGGCCCUCCAGGCAACCGCUGGCGCAUCAUGAUCAUCGGGACCGAUCGGGACCG
Messenger RNA from Anopheles cruzii, 395 nucleotides. RefSeq lists its product as uncharacterized. NCBI's taxonomy places the organism in Eukaryota, Metazoa, Arthropoda, Insecta, Diptera, Culicidae. The record is from RefSeq and is a predicted model, not a curated record. The coding region runs from base 20 to 373 and encodes 117 amino acids. The transcript has 2 exons.